AUGUCUGGGAACGAAGCCGACCCCAUUUCGGUUCACUCGAGUCAGGACCAGGUUGAUGACGAGCCCAUGGUCUACGAGACUCCUCAAGACUACGCAACCUCAGCACGCGAAGAACGUGAUCGCCUGAUCGCCGGAGGAGCCGCUCCAGAUUCCGUCAUCCUCCAAAGCGAGUUUCAGCGCCUUGUCCCGCGCCACGAUGGCGAAUCACCUGAAGACUUUACUCAGCGCUACGUCAAAACCAUGAUGGACAUGAUCGGUCGCGGCGUCAUCAUUUUGAACGACGAUGCCGUCGCUGAUGUUGCGCCUGACUCAUUCGUCAGUCCCGAUGGGAGAACCUUCGACCUGGGCCCUCAGUCGGGCGCGACGAAAGGAGAGUACCGAGAGUUCACGGAAUGGUUUGCACAGUUAUCUGAUGCAGGCGGAGAAGUGCCGGAGAAGUGGUUGAAGUUUGAGAGCACGGCUGGAAGAAGCGACCGAGCUGUAGAGUCUUGA
Molecule: messenger RNA, 492 nt
Organism: Dissoconium aciculare CBS 342.82
Lineage: Eukaryota; Fungi; Ascomycota; Dothideomycetes; Mycosphaerellales; Dissoconiaceae
Exons: 1
Coding region: 1-492 (163 amino acids)
Source: RefSeq, a predicted model, not a curated record